Messenger RNA from Purpureocillium lilacinum, 246 nucleotides. NCBI's taxonomy places the organism in Eukaryota, Fungi, Ascomycota, Sordariomycetes, Hypocreales, Ophiocordycipitaceae. The record is from RefSeq and is a predicted model, not a curated record.
AUGCCGCAAGUUGGGAAACUGCGGACACCACGAGGCAGGUUCUGUCCUCCCAGUGCUCCUGCCCACGUAUGGGUGCUUCUUGCCUGGCUAGGCAGAGGUGCUCCUGGCUCGUGGCUCAUGCCUCGUGGCUCACGGCUCAUGCCACGGCAGGACCUCCCCAAUACGGAACCUCCUCGGCCAUGCCCCAACUCGGGAUGCGCAAACUGGGGUUCCAUCCAUCCACCCAUACGACGCAUCCUUUGCUAA